AAACAAAAUCAAGAUAUCCUCUGAUGAAGGCAUCUCAACCUUGAGAUAAGUUAGAUUCCUUUGUUGAAACAUAUAUCUUUACACAAUACUUUCUUAUUAUUAAACCUAUAGUACUUACUCAUUAAGUUGAAAAAGGGUCUUUUCCCACUUUUCUCUAUCGCUUUCGUUACAAAAAAUGAACCCAAUGAUUGAUCCGGGAACUACUGAAUUUGCGAGUUUCAUGACAGCACAGAUCUUGAUGGUGAUGAGGAUUAAUCUUGACUGCAAUGCUUGUUGCAGAAAAAUGAGAAGAAUCCUUCUCAAAAUGAAAGAAAUUGAGACGCACUUGAUAGAGAAGCAAUAUUGCAGGGUAAGCGUCUGUGGAAGGUUCAUUCCAGCAGAUGUAGCGAUAAAAAUAAGGAAGAAGAUGAAGCGUAGGGUCGAGAUUCUGGACAUUCAAGAAUACAGCAAUAUGGAAUGACAUACAGAACAAAUGCAAGUCCAAAUCCCAGGCCAUGUCCUAACACAGCAUGCAUAGAAUUUUCUGAACUUAUAAUUCCAUUAAACAAAAUUGUGCACAUAUUCCAAGACAGAAUGACAGAAAGAGACACUGACUGAUCCAUUAGUUUCCAAAAUAUAGUUGUAAAUACGUAUAAUUAAUAGAUGAUUCCUGAAUUCUCUGUGCAGCUGCAGUUCAUA
Olea europaea var. sylvestris is the source of this 678-nucleotide messenger RNA. RefSeq names its product heavy metal-associated isoprenylated plant protein 6-like. Lineage: Eukaryota; Viridiplantae; Streptophyta; Magnoliopsida; Lamiales; Oleaceae. The record is from RefSeq and is a predicted model, not a curated record. The coding region runs from base 176 to 460 and encodes 94 amino acids. The transcript is spliced from 3 exons.